CACACACACAUAGGCACAGACAUACAGGCAUAGGCGCCAGAGCGUGUGACACUCUCUCCCUUUGAUAUGGGAUGUAGUCAAGCUGACAGCUUUGGAUGCAAAAGUUCUGGACCAAGGAUUGGAGAUUGCCUGUCUUGGAUGUAGACAAUCGUACAUGUGGUUGCUAUAAAGCCCAAAGACAUGUAGCCCCGAGACUUGGAAGCAUACAGAGGACACAUCAAAACUUUUGCCAGCCAGGUGUCUGUUGCUCAGUAAGGUCGCUCUGAUGAACCUGGAGAACGUAGCCGGUUACCACGGUGCCGUGAGGCCACUGGACAUGGAGCAGAAAGUCAGCAAGCUCACCUUUGGCUUCCAGCGGAGCUCCACGUCGGAUGACGACUCCGGCUGCGCCCUGGAGGAGUACGCCUGGGUGCCGCCAGGCCUGCGUCCUGAGCAGGUCCAGCUGUAUUUCUCCUGCCUGCCUGAGGACAAGGUUCCCUACGUGAACAGCCCUGGAGAGAAAUACCGCAUCAAGCAGCUCCUGUACCAACUGCCUCCCCACGACAAUGAGGUGCGUUACUGCCAGUCCCUCAGUGAGGAGGAGAAGAAGGAGCUGCACAUGUUCAGCGUGCAGCGCAAGAAGGAGGCGCUCGGGAGGGGGACACUCAAAAUGCUGCCCAGGACAGUAGUACAUGCCAUUUGUGAUCAUUGUGGGGAAAGUAUCAAUGGUGGUGAGAUGACCGUUUUUGCCUCCAGAGCUGGGCCUGCACUCUGCUGGCACCCUGCCUGCUUCGCAUGCUCAACCUGCAAUGAGCUCCUGGUGGACCUGAUAUACUUCUACCAUGAGGGCAAGAUCCAUUGUGGUCGUCAUCAUGCAGAAUUGCUGAAGCCUCGAUGCUCAGCUUGUGACGAGAUCAUCUUUGCUGACGAAUGCACAGAGGCAGAGGGCCGCCACUGGCACAUGAAGCACUUUGCCUGUUUCGAAUGCGAGACCAUUCUGGGUGGGCAGAGGUACAUCAUGAAGGAUGGACGGCCGUACUGCUGUGGCUGCUUUGAGUCUCUCUACGCAGAGUACUGUGAGGCAUGCGGAGAGCACAUUGGUGUGGACCAUGCUCAGAUGACAUAUGAUGGCCUCCACUGGCACGCAACUGAGACAUGUUUUAGCUGUGCCCAGUGCAAGACUUCCUUGCUGGGCUGUCCUUUCCUCCCGAGACAGGGGCGGAUUUACUGCUCUAAGGCCUGCAGCAUGGGAGAGGAUGUCCACGCUUCGGACUCCUCAGACUCGGCCUUCCAGUCGGCCCGGUCUCGCGAAUCCCGCCGCAGCGUGCGCAUGGGAAAGAGCAGCCGCUCAGCGGACCAGUGCCGACAGUCGCUGCUCUUCUCCCCUGCUGGCAACUACAAGUUCCCAGGUUUCUCUGGAAACGCAGAGGACACGCUGUCUACCAAGCUGUCUCAGCUCAGCUUCCCUGAUGGCCACUUCUGGGGGAACAGGGAGGAGCAGGAGCAGGAGGCCCCUGAGGACCAUGAGGAGUGGGCUGAGCAUGAAGACUACAUGACCCAGCUCCUGCUCAAAUUCGGAGAGCACGGAGUAUUCCAGCAGCAGGAGGACGCCAGGCCAACAGAACUGUGGAUGAACGAGUCUGAGGUCAAAACGAAGGCUGAACCCAAGCCAGGUGGUGGCAGCAGCAGCCAGAGCCUGGCUAGUAAGAAGUACCAGGUGGACAUGUACUGGGCUCAGUCCCAGGAUGGCCUGGGAGACUCGGCUUAUGGCAGCCACCCUGGCCCUGCAAGCAGCAGGAAGAUCCAGGAGCUGGAUUUGGAAGAGCAUGGUGCAAGUGGCUUCAAGCGGAAUGAUAAGCAGUGGUACAACGACUCUCUGGAGUGCAUUACUGAUGAACUGAAGCAGAACACGGCGAGUGUGAGGGACUCAAUGGACUCUUUGGCAUUGUCUAAUAUCACAGGAGCUUCUGUUGAUGGUGACAGCAAAGAUCGCCCACUACUUUACUCAUUACAAAACUUUCCUGAACUUGAAGUAGAGGACUGUGAGAAAACCAGCAACAUGGGAACACUCAAUUCCUCCAUGCUCCACAGGAGCGCCAACUCCCUCAAGAGCAUGACCUCCGAGCUGGAGCAAGAGGAGGUAGUGGAGGAAGAGCAGGAAGAAGAGGUUGUGCCACUACCAGAGGCGAGGCCCAAGCUGCCUCACCUGCCUGUGCUGCGUAGGACGCGAUCGCAGUCCAAGCCCCAGCAGGUCAAAUUCUCAGAUGACGUGGUGGACAAUGGACGCUACAGCGAGCUGGAGGUGCGCCAGCCACCGAUGAGUGAACGGACUCGCCGACGCGUGUAUCACUUUGAGGAGCCAGACCAGCGGCAACACCAGCAUCAUCACCGACACAGGCGGCGCAGGAGUCGCAAGUCGCGAUCAGACAACGCCUUGCACAUGCCCCCUAAAGAGAGGGCCCGCGUCUACUUCAGAGAGGACCACCACAGGCACGGAAACCCACAGCAGUAUGGACAGCAGUCCCAAGCCCAUGCUGCCUCUGACUAUGGUCUGCAGAACCCAGCUGUGGAAAGGUUCCUGGGGCUCUAUGGGGCUGAGGAUGAUGACUGGUGCUCCACCUGCUCCUCUUCUUCAUCCGAAUCAGAGGAGGAAGGGUUCUUCCUGGGCCAGCCAAUUCCGCAGCCUAGGCAACCCAGGUACCAUUACUACGCUGAUGAUCUACCCAGCCAAGUGUCUCCCAACUUUGGCCCAAGAACAAAAUCCAAAAAGAAAAGGGGACAUAAGGGCAAAAAUUGCAUAAUUUCAUAGGUCAUCAACUAUAACUUCUAUUAUUUUAUUUCAGCUUUCUUCACUCUGUAUAAUACUACGCUUUUCAAAGACCUGCAUUGAUUUCCUUAUGUUAAAGUUGAUGGGGACUUGAGAUGGCCUGGAUGAGCUCUAUAACGGUGUUUACACUAAACUCCCUGUUUGACAAAAGUAGGAAACCUGAAAAUGUCAUAUUCCAAAUGUCUCCUUGUAUGAGUACAUAUAGUAAAGUAGGAGAGCCUGCUCCUAUCCUCACUUCCUUGUAUGAGUAUCAAUGUAUUAAUGCGAGUAUCAAUGAACACAUUUUAAGAACAUUUUUGCAUUUCAGUAUGCAACUUCAGUUGACAUUUACUAAUAAGUAAUAAGCAUCAUUGGCAGGUUUAAAAUAUAUUUAUGAAACAGCAUUUACAAACUGAAAUUCUUAUUUAACAGUGCAAAUAUUAAUGUAUAUACUGUAAAGUUAAGAUGUAAAACUGAUAUUUUUAUAUCCCUGAGUUUCAAAAGAUGUUUUUAUAUGUUCUGGCUACAAGUAAUAGUUUUGGACCUGCAGUAAUGGUUUUGAGUUCUGCUUUUGUUAAUCAGGGUUUUAAAAAUAAUAAAGUAACAUAUGGUCAUUA
Molecule: messenger RNA, 3402 nt
Organism: Alosa sapidissima (American shad)
Lineage: Eukaryota; Metazoa; Chordata; Actinopteri; Clupeiformes; Clupeidae
Gene: prickle1a
Product: prickle homolog 1a
Exons: 8
Coding region: 266-2788 (840 amino acids)
Molecular function (GO): zinc ion binding
Source: RefSeq, a predicted model, not a curated record